GCCCCCAAAUGCCCUGGUACGGCCGAGAGUGGGGAGAGUCCGCUCUCACAUGGCCAUGCGUAUAUAGCCUCUGCCAGGGAAGUCCUACUCACUGCCUUCUCGUGGCGGGGGUGUUGUUUACAAAAAUGAGAGGACGAAAAGCGAAUGUCUGGCGCUUUAACCGGACCCAAAACCAAUGCUGCACAUGGGCUCCAGUAUCCUGCGGGAACAAAUGGCGUAUGAACCAAUCGUUGGUCACCGGCUACCAUGGGACUGCAUCUCCUCACGAUGCUCCACUGCCUUGUGGGUCAGACGUUCAGGUCGAAGGCUCGGGGUGUGGCCCCCUAAGAAAACCACCUGCUUCGGUUUGGGCACCCGAGCAGUAUCACAGCCCUCACACAAAUCAAUUGAGAUUUGUGUGGCGCAUAUGUAUUUGGUGCCUCCCUGUACGAAAGUUUUUCUAUAGUUACAGUGUAAAUAUUCUUCAUACUACUAUCUUUUCCCACAUGACCUCCGAUCCUAAAGCAAUUAGAAAAAUAAUCCUUAAUACAUUUGGUCGCUUAAUCUCUACUCAAAAACAACAUUUUGCUGAAUGAUAUUUGGAUAUAUGUACUUAGAGAAUCAUUUUAGUGACCGUCUGGGACCUGAAAAAUUAAUUACUGGUCUUCAGUUUCAGUUUAGAAAGGAUAAAAAGGUGGGAGGGUUGUGUUAGUCCUAGCUGUGAAGUUCACUCAGUUUACCCAAUCUUCUUUUGGAUAACUAAAGAAGUUAUAACUAUCCAUCGAGACAGAGUCUCACUUUCUGAUAGUUCAGUAGGAAAGUUGGUAGUCAGGUUAUUUGUUCAGAACUUUCAGUGUUCUCAUUAAUCUCCUGUUCUGGAAGGCGAAUAAAAUGAAGGAGUUUAGUGGAUAGACGAGUUUUAGAUCGCUAAAAUGGAUGACCAUAGAUGAUAUGCAAUUGUACCGUUUGACGAUGUGAUUGCUUACAAGAUCAGAUUACUGACUCCAGCCCUCUAAUAAACUGAGACCAAAGACAAAACCACCAAUCGGAAGAAUAGGUUUUUAUCUAAUGAAAUAUCAUUAUGCAUUGGUUCUGAACAAAAAAAUAAGUACGAUUAAAUAUCACAGCUUAUUGGAGGAAAUCAGUUUCGUGGGUCACUUACUAAUGAGUUUAAACCUGCCUAUUAAACUGAAUUGUUACCACUCACGUGACAGGGUAUAUCAUAUGAAAAGUUACCACUGCGUAAUUUGAAGACUGUAAUCAGUUGACCUCUAGUAAUUCUAUAUGAUAAUGGGAACACAUAACAUACUUCCUUCAUAUCAUCGGUUUACAAAUUCUAGAACCAACUUAGCUGCAGCUUUUUAAACUGGUUCUAACAGCUUACUUUUUUAGACAGGAACUGGCCGUUUAUAUCCAAUACUCGAAUUUUUCGGACAAAUACUACAUACAAUUUGCGAAUAUCUUGGCAUUCGGGUAGCUGAAAGACCUGGGUAUUCCAUAAAGGAUUCUAAAACGUUCGGUAAACACUGCAUGGGAGUGUACAUUGGUUUUUAAAUCUUGACUAAUAACUGUUUUGAUCGCUAUUCGUUUGGAAAAAGGGUAACUCAACACUACUUAUAUUUUAUUUUUUUGGUAAAUAAAUACUUAAGCUCUACCUGUACUUUUUUAAUUUGGAUAAGUUGUUGACACUUUCUAGGAUUUUCCAUGAGCAUAUUUAUUUAUAAUUUAUCAUUAAUCCGUUAUAGUUUAUCAAGCUAAGUGGAUUUCCACAAAACCUUCGUGUUCGUGCAAGUGAAGCUCCAUAUGACUGUCCAAGACGUCAUGAUUGGGAAGCGUUUUUUCGUGAUGCUCAAAAUAUGGAUGAGACUAAAUCUGGUGAAAGGCCUGAUACUCUUGUACUCACUGGUCUUCCUAUCAGAUGGUUUGCGAGUGGAUCACACAACAGACCACGAUUUCGCGUUAAUAGUGAUGACACUAAUAGCAGCUAUUUAUCCCUUUUGGUUGACGAAGAAAAACCUAAUCCUUCGAUUGUAAAAGAAGCAUUUGAAGUAUUUGGAAAAAUUCGGGAGAUUGAUAUUCCAAUGUUAGAUCCUUCACAAAAUCCUGAUUGCUUGGAAGAUUAUAUAAAUAGCAAUGACACUUUAAAUAGUUCAUGUGAUACAUUAAAAACUGACAAUACAGUUAACAAACCUAUUGAAUAUUCAUUCCGUAACGAUUCUGGCUGUACAGAGGAAUAUAUUGGUGGGUUUGGAAAAAUUGGUCCGGAUACAAUUGGAAUUUUAAAUCCAACUAUACAACACAGUGUAAUUAAUUCGUCUUCAACGGACUCGGACAAAUCAAAAGUAUCUCAUUUGAUAAAGUCGAAAAACUCCAAUGUAUUGACUAGUCCAACUAAUACAAGUGUUGGUAGUCCACUUACAUUCAUAGCAUAUGUACAAUAUAUGGAUUAUACUGGAUUUAGCCGUGCCAUGGACAUGCUGCGUGGUCAGAAACUUGUUUAUGCUCCAACUUAUCGAAGUCAGUCAUCAGCAUUGGCAGAUCAGAAUGAAAAGUUGUAUUAUGCAGCUGAAAUUAAGAUUGAUUUUGAUCGAACUAAACACUUAUCACCAGAUUCUAUUCAUGCAAGACAAAACAAACGAAAUCAACUACUCAUAGUUGCUGAACGUAGACGUGUUGAAGCAAGGACUAUAGCUGAAGCAGCACGUGAACGUUUACGUCUUUUAGAAGAUUCAGAACGUAAAGCUGUAGAACGACGUGAAGCAGAAGCAUUAGCCGCUGAAGCUGAGCGUAUAGCAAAACGUGCUGCACGAGAAGAAAGUAAACGACAAAUUGCGAUAGAUAGGUGUAAAAGAAUCAAAGAAGAAUUACUUAAAAAGAAAAUAUCCCUUGAAGAAUACCGUCGUAUAGUGGCUGUACGUAAAGUGGAAGGUAUACGAUUAAUGACUUUUUUACUAGCAAAAAUACAGGCUCGUCAUGAUUUAAUCGUGGCUACUAGACGUCUUGAUCGUAUUUCAAAAGCAGAAAAAGCUUUAGCCGAAGCAGAAGCUAAUGUCAAUGUUGCCUUAUCCAAUACAUCACAUAAUAAUAGUAAUAUUCGAACAAUACCAGCUAAAGCCGAUAAUCAGUUAGAGAUAUAUGGAGAAAAAGAUUCCAAUAAGAUCUGUUCACAAUCUGGCUUACCACCCCUAGUUACUUCUUCUCCUGAAUCUAUUGAAGAUGAAGUGGGACAAAACUCACAAUUUCAACAAUUAUUAAAUAAACGUGAAGAGUUUCUACGAAAUAACUUAUUACGUAAACGGGCUGAAAUAUUACGAACACAAAUUUAUGAACGAUCAAUCAUGUGCAAUCCAACUUUUCCUGGGUAUAGAGGACGCAUUCAACUUAAUCGGGAGAAAUAUUAAAAAUUUUGUUUUUACUUAUUACUCACUUAAUUGAUAAUAAGGUUGUUUUCUAUUUAAAAAAAACGUCUGUACAGUUUAUUAG
Molecule: messenger RNA, 3462 nt
Organism: Schistosoma spindalis
Lineage: Eukaryota; Metazoa; Platyhelminthes; Trematoda; Strigeidida; Schistosomatidae
Source: the annotation of a GenBank genome assembly